UUCCUCCUCCCGCUGCCUCGGGCACAGGGGAGCAGGGUGGCGGCAGGAUGCCCAGCAUCUUCGCCUACCAGAGCUCCGAGGUGGACUGGUGUGAGGGCAACUUCCAGCACUCGGCGCUGGUGGCUGAGUUCUACAACACGCAGGUGGCUGAUUGGUUAACGACCCAGGAUCUGGCCAAGCACAGCCCUCCUCUGCCCCCCGGUGACCUGACGACCCCCCUCCUGCCCUCCAGUUCAGCAAUGUCACCUUCUUCAUCUUCGGGCCCCUCAUGAUGUUCCUGAUGCACCCCUACGCCCAGAAGCGCACACGCUUCACCUACGUCACCUGCAUGCUCUUCAUGGUCAUAGGCAUGUUUUCCAUGUACUUCCACAUGACGCUCAGCUUCUUGGGGCAACUGCUGGACGAGAUCUCCAUCCUUUGGUUUCUGGCCAGUGGUUACAGCAUCUGGUUGCCUCGCUGCUACUUCCCUGCCUUUGUAAACAGAAGCAGAAAUCACUUCGUCUACCUGGUCUUCAUCACCACUGUGGUCAGCACCUUCUUGACCUUCCUGAGGCCCACCGUCAAUGCCUACGCCCUCAACAGCAUUGCCCUCCACAUCCUCUACCUCGUGUUCUGGGAGUAUAAGAAACACAUCUCCCUGGAUGGAGGAGUUUCCUGUCAGCCCUACCGUGGGCCUCUGACCUGCCUCCUCCUCCCCCAGGACCAACAACAAGGACAUCCGACACCUGAUGGAGGUCUCGGUGGUCUUGUGGUUGCUCGCGGUGACCAGCUGGGUCAGCGACCGUGUCCUCUGCAGUUUCUGGCAGCGAAUCCACUUCCCCUACCUACACAGCAUCUGGCAUGUCCUCAUCAGCCUCACCUUCCCCUACGCCAUGGUCACCAUGGCCAUGGUGGACGCAAGGUACGAGAUGCCCGAGGAGAUGGUCAGGCUGCGCUACUGGCCCCGGGACAGCUGGCCCGUGGGGCUGCCCUACGUGGAGCUAGGCGAGGACGCCAAGGACUGCUGAGGUCGACCAGCACCCCUGUGCCAGCUAGCGAGAGCCCCCCCCCCCCCCCCCCCGCCUCCAGCUCCCUCCCUGCUUCCUGUCCUGCAUGGCCCAGGCUCCAAGGCAGGGGAUGGACGCAGGUGCCUCUCUGUGCUCUGCUUCCAAUGACCCUGCAGUGGCUGCCUCCAUCCCCUGCCCUUGACCUCCCUCCACGACGACGUCUCUGUAGUCACAUGUGUUGGGGUUGGGCUGUGGUCAUGUGACAUCUACUGGGUCAGCCCUCUAGCUGGGGCUCAGUCCCCCAACACCUUAGAAAGACUCCUGACUGGUAACUGCUUCUUAGGCCCUGGACUUGGCCUUGACAUGAUGCUACCUGGUGCUAGAGAAGUGUCCCCUCCCCCCCAACCACCACCAUUACCACCCAGGCUGGGGAAAUAGCAUCAAGGUUCUGCAAAAGACUUUCCAGCAUGAAGUUCCAAGGUCCGAGGUUCAGUCCCCAGCAUGACCAUCAGCCAGAGCUGAGCAGGGCUUUGGUGACAAAAGGAAAGAAAGAAAGAAAGAAAGAAAGAAAGAAAGAAAGAGAGGAAGAAAGAAAGGAAGGGGCCAAGUGGUGGCACACCUGGUUGAGUGCACAUGUUAUAGUGCACAAGGACCCAGGUUCAAGCCUCUGGUCCUCACCUGCAGGGGGAAAGCUUCAAGAGUGGUGAAGCAGGGCUGCAGGUCCCUCUCCCUCUCUCUCUCUCUCUCUCUCUCUCUCUCUCUCUCUCUCUUUCUCCCUCUCCCUCUCCCUCUCCCUCUCUCUCUCUUUCUCUCUCUCUCUCUCCCCCUUACUCUCAAUUUCUGGCUGUUGGAGGAGGGGGGUGGUUAGAUAGCAUGAUGGCUCUGAAAAGAGACUUUCAUGCCUGAGGCUCCCAAGUCCCAGAUUCAAUCUCCUGAACCACCAAAAGCCAGGGCUGAGAAGUGUUAUGGUUAAAAAAAAAUCUGCUUGUCUCUAUUCAAUAAAUAAAUAAAAAUAAUAAAAUAUA
Erinaceus europaeus (western European hedgehog) is the source of this 2011-nucleotide messenger RNA. It is a transcript of the gene ACER1, whose product is annotated as alkaline ceramidase 1. The record is from RefSeq and is a predicted model, not a curated record. Lineage: Eukaryota; Metazoa; Chordata; Mammalia; Eulipotyphla; Erinaceidae. Gene Ontology annotation, cellular component: membrane. The transcript has 6 exons. Gene Ontology annotation, molecular function: hydrolase activity, acting on carbon-nitrogen (but not peptide) bonds, in linear amides. Gene Ontology annotation, biological process: ceramide metabolic process. The coding region runs from base 269 to 1249 and encodes 326 amino acids.